This is a messenger RNA of Suncus etruscus (white-toothed pygmy shrew), 927 nucleotides long. It is a transcript of the gene UCP1, whose product is annotated as uncoupling protein 1. Lineage: Eukaryota; Metazoa; Chordata; Mammalia; Eulipotyphla; Soricidae. Gene Ontology annotation, biological process: mitochondrial transmembrane transport; response to cold; mitochondrial transport. The record is from RefSeq and is a predicted model, not a curated record. Gene Ontology annotation, molecular function: oxidative phosphorylation uncoupler activity. The coding region runs from base 1 to 927 and encodes 308 amino acids. The transcript is spliced from 6 exons. Gene Ontology annotation, cellular component: mitochondrial membrane.
AUGGUGGCCCCCGCGGAGGCCGACGUGCCGCCCCCCACCAUGCUAGUCAAGAUCGCCUCCGCCGGGGUGUCCGCCUGCCUGGCUGACAUCAUCACCUUCCCGCUGGACACCGCCAAGGUCCGGCUGCAGGUGCAAGGAGAAAGGCCCAACGCCCCCGGCGUCAAGUACAAAGGGGUUCUGGGAACCAUCGCCACUGUGGCUAAGACAGAGGGGCCCCUGAAACUCUACGGCGGGCUCCCCGCGGGCAUCCAAAGGCAGAUCAGCUUUGCCUCACUGCGCAUUGGCCUCUACGACACGGUGCAGGAGUAUUUCAACGCCCAUAGACAGACCCCAGCAACCUUAGCCAACAAGAUCUCUGCAGGCCUCAUGACUGGCUGUGUGACAGUUUUCAUUGGGCAGCCCACGGAGGUGGCGAAAGUGAGGAUGCAGGCCCAGAGCAGCCUGCACUGGCUAAAGCCACGCUACAGUGGCACCUACAAUGCCUAUUACGUGAUUGUGAGGACCGAGGGCUUCCUGGGCCUGUGGAAAGGGACGAGUCUCAACCUGACUCGAAAUGUCAUCAUCAACUGCACGGAGCUGGUGGUGUAUGACAUGCUAAAGGAGGCGCUAGUGAAGAACAAUGUGCUGGCAGAUGACGUGCCCUGCCACUUAUUGUCUGCGCUCACGGCUGGCUUCUGCACCACGGCACUGGCCUCUCCUGUGGACGUGGUGAAAACGAGAUUCAUCAACUCUCCACCAGGCUAUUACCCACAUGUGCACAACUGCGCACUCAACAUGCUCCAGAAGGAAGGUCUCAGAGCCUUUUUCAAAGGGUUUGUACCCUCCUUCCUGAGACUUGGGUCCUGGACAGUCAUUAUGCAUGUGACCUUUGAGCAGCUGAAGAAAGAAUUGAUGAAAUCCAGGCAGACCGUGGACUGUGCUACAUAA